CGGGAGAAGCUGCGGGUUUCUUUUCCCGGAGGCGGACCUGGGCGGUGGGAACGGACCUGGGGGGCGGGGCCGGACACCGAAGGCCCCUCCUCCCCAGGCGGGCUUAUUUGGCGGCGGGGUCUUCUGCCAGGUGUCCGCGGUUUGGCUGCCUAGCCGAACGGGCUCUGGCUCCUCCCAGUGGCCGGCCGGGGCGGAAGCAGGAGGCGGGGGCAGCGUGCGCGCUGCUGGUCUCCUCACCCGCGGCGCUGGGGCCCGCGCUCCGCGGCUGCUGCUAGAUUCGGCGCCUCGCAGUCGGCCAGCUCCUCUCCGCGCCCGCCCGCUUCUAGACCAGGCCUCCUCCUCCAGCCCCAGCCCGCGGCGUCGACCCCGCCGGCCCUCUCCCGCCCCGUCUCAUACUGUGGCCGCCGCUGCCGCGACCCCGGCCCCGAUGGCUCUGUGCAACGGAGACUCCAAGCUGGAGAAUGCUGGAGGAGACCUUAAGGAUGGCCGCCACCACUAUGAAGGAGCUGUUGUCAUUCUGGAUGCUGGUGCCCAGUACGGGAAAGUCAUAGAUCGAAGAGUGAGAGAACUGUUCGUGCAGUCGGAAAUCUUUCCCUUGGAAACACCAGCAUUUGCCAUAAAAGAGCAAGGAUUCCGUGCUAUUAUCAUCUCUGGAGGACCUAAUUCUGUGUAUGCAGAAGAUGCUCCCUGGUUUGAUCCAGCGAUAUUCACUAUUGGCAAGCCUGUUCUUGGAAUUUGCUAUGGCAUGCAGAUGAUGAAUAAGGUAUUUGGAGGUACUGUGCACAAAAAAAGUGUUAGAGAAGAUGGAGUCUUCAGUAUUAGUGUGGACAACACAUGCUCGUUAUUCAGGGGUCUUCAGAAGGAAGAAAUUGUUUUGCUUACUCAUGGAGAUAGUGUAGACAAAGUAGCUGAUGGAUUCAAGGUUGUGGCACGUUCUGGGAACAUUGUGGCAGGUAUAGCAAAUGAAUCUAAAAAAUUGUACGGAGCACAGUUCCACCCUGAAGUUGGCCUUACAGAAAAUGGGAAAGUAAUCCUGAAGAAUUUCCUCUAUGAUAUAGCUGGGUGCAGUGGGACCUUCACUGUGCAGAACAGAGAACUUGAGUGCAUUCGAGAGAUCAAAGAAAGAGUAGGCACAUCAAAAGUUUUGGUUUUACUCAGUGGUGGAGUAGACUCAACGGUUUGUACAGCUUUGCUGAAUCGUGCUUUGAACCAAGAUCAAGUCAUUGCUGUGCACAUUGAUAAUGGCUUUAUGAGAAAACGAGAAAGCCAGUCUGUAGAAGAAGCCCUCAAAAAGCUUGGAAUUCAGGUCAAAGUGAUAAAUGCUGCUCAUUCUUUCUACAACGGAACAACAACUCUACCAAUAUCAGAUGAAGAUAGAACUCCACGAAAAAGAAUUAGCAAAACAUUAAAUAUGACAACAAGUCCUGAAGAGAAAAGAAAAAUUAUUGGUGAUACUUUUGUUAAGAUUGCCAAUGAAGUAAUUGGAGAAAUGAACCUGAAACCGGAGGAGGUUUUCCUUGCCCAAGGUACUUUACGGCCUGAUUUAAUUGAAAGUGCAUCCCUUGUUGCAAGUGGCAAAGCUGAACUCAUCAAAACUCAUCACAAUGACACAGAGCUUAUCAGAAAGUUGAGAGAAGAGGGAAAAGUAAUAGAACCUCUGAAAGAUUUUCAUAAGGAUGAAGUAAGAAUUUUAGGGAGAGAACUUGGACUUCCAGAAGAGUUAGUUUCCAGGCAUCCAUUUCCAGGUCCUGGCCUGGCAAUCAGAGUAAUAUGUGCUGAAGAACCUUACAUUUGUAAGGACUUUCCUGAAACCAACAAUAUUUUGAAAAUAGUAGCUGAUUUUUCUGCAAGUGUUAAGAAGCCACAUACACUAUUACAAAGAGUCAAAGCUUGUACAACGGAAGAGGAUCAGGAGAAGCUGAUGCAAAUUACAAGUUUGCAUUCAUUGAAUGCCUUCCUGUUGCCAAUUAAAACUGUAGGUGUGCAGGUGAGUUGUCAUUCAUAUAUCUAUGUUCCUUGAAUUAAUGGAAAGAAUAGUAGUCUAUGUUCCUUGCUUCUUCUACUAAAUUGUCAUUUCUCUAUAAUUUUCACCUCCCCUUCUAGAGUUGUCUAUAUAUUUGGCCCACCAGUUAAAGAACCCCCUACAGAUGUCACUCCCACUUUCUUGACAACAGGGGUGCUCAGUACUUUACGCCAAGCUGACUUUGAGGCCCAUAACAUUCUCAGGGAGUCUGGGUAUGCUGGGAAAAUUAGCCAGAUGCCAGUGAUUUUGACACCAUUGCAUUUUGAUCGGGACCCACUUCAGAAGCAGCCUUCAUGCCAGAGAUCUGUGCUUAUUCGAACCUUUAUUACUAGUGAUUUCAUGACUGGUAUACCUGCAACACCUGGCAAUGAAAUCCCUGUAGAGGUGGUGUUAAAGAUGGUCACUGAGAUUAAGAAGAUUCCUGGUAUUUCUCGAAUUAUGUAUGACUUAACAUCAAAGCCCCCAGGAACUACCGAGUGGGAGUAAUAAACUUCUUGUUCUAUUAAAGUAUUGUGUUCAGUUUAAAUUGAUUAGAAACCAUUCCCAGUAUUGACAUGUGGUACUGUGAAAAGAGUUACUGGAGCGGCUGCAUCACAUCUGAGUUCUCUACAGCAAAAAUCUGUGGCCUGAGAGCUGAGUCGGGGAUCACUAAAAGGGACUGAAGUGUUUGUACGGGUAUAAUCAAAGCACCAUUGCCUACACGUAUCAGACAGAUUGGCACUGCUUUUGCCUUUGCCUCACUUGUUCUUUAUGUAUAAACUUACUGUUGCUAUUAAUGUCUCUGUCAAUGAAGAUAUAUGAAGGUGGGUGAGUUUGGGGGUAGUAAUAGGCUUCUGUCCCCUUGCCAGUUUCUAAGAGCUGUUAGAAAACACACGUUAUUUACCAGUGUGACUUAGUAUGUAUGUCUUUCAGAGAAUCUGAAUUUGCUUAUAAGUAACCUUACUCCUCCAAAGGUGGGGGUGAGGGAUGAACAUACCAGAUAAGGUGUAGGUGGGCUGUUCCAACCCUUUUGCAGGACACUGGAGCUAUCAAAUGUAAGCUCCCUUAAGAUGGAAAACACCAGGAAUUUGUUGAAGUACUUUAGAAUAUUAUGACAUUGCAGCCAUGGGAGAAAGAAGCUACGAAUGGUCUUGGUUUAAAAUGUUUUCAAAUCCUGUUCCACAUAGAUGCCAUGGUGUUCACUGUCAGCCUGUUCAUUAGUGAGGAGCUUUAUCCCCCCACCACCCACCCAUGUUGCCAGCUCCCAAAGCCUUGUGAGGAAGUUUCUGUUCUCUUUCCCGGAAGAGGCUGUCUCUGGUGUAGCAUAAAGUCAGAGUUUUGAUCUCAUUUGGUCAGAGGGUCAGCUCUGAGACCACAGAAACCAUUACACAUGCCCACAGCUUAGACUAUCUAGUAAAGAGUUGUAAAAUGAACUCUUAGAUGUAAUCUGUAGGCAGGUUUAUUACCCACUGUUCAGAAGACUGUAACUAGUCUUGGUCCAUGCAAGAUAUUGCCACACCUUGUAAUCCUCUAUCAUUUGUAAGAUUCAAGAACUUGUAUAGGACUCCUUGCCAUUGCCACUGGUGUCUACCAGAUCCUUUAUAACAUUCGUAUAAGCACUAUAAAAAUAGUACUAGACUUAAAUUCUAUAACCAUUUCUCAAUAUUUUAGCUGUUGUUACUAUUUAAGAACAUUAAAGAGUUUUUCCUUUUUUUUUUUUAA
Leptonychotes weddellii (Weddell seal) is the source of this 3724-nucleotide messenger RNA. Lineage: Eukaryota; Metazoa; Chordata; Mammalia; Carnivora; Phocidae. The record is from RefSeq and is a predicted model, not a curated record.